Ruditapes philippinarum (Manila clam) is the source of this 978-nucleotide messenger RNA. RefSeq lists its product as uncharacterized. Lineage: Eukaryota; Metazoa; Mollusca; Bivalvia; Venerida; Veneridae. The transcript has 5 exons. Bases 116 to 688 code for a protein of 190 amino acids. The record is from RefSeq and is a predicted model, not a curated record.
GAUUUGUUAUAAUAUUACGACAGCUCAGGUAGGAUGUGGUUAUCUCCUGGUUAUCUUAUAUAAAAUAGAGUGAGCAAGGCAAGGCCACAGUGAUUCCGUCCAAACAUCUGUAAGAAUGAAUCCUCGGAUAUACCUAACAGUUACAUUAACUGCUGUCCUGAUAACAGCGUUGGUAGGAGCAGACAAUAAUACUACUAACGCUAAUGUAACUACUCCAACAGUGACUGAUUCUACAGUUGCUACUGGCAACGCAGGACCGACAGCGGUUAAAGCUGGCCAGAGCACGACAAGCAAGGCAGCAACAGUGCAAACAACAACACCGAAGCCAAUUACCUGCUCGACAGGAACGUGUAAUGCCAACGAAACUUGCAUCAACUCUACAGGUUUUACAGGUACAACUAAAACAUGUGCAGCUGGUGAGAGUUGUGCUGUAAAUGAAACCAAGGGCAACACAACAAACACGUAUGACGUAUCCUGCUUAUCAGCAACCGCUUGUCAAACCAUUACAAAAGCAGGCACUGGAGCUUGUUGUAACACAAAUAACUGUAAACCAGACUUGAAGGCCGCUCAAGCAAAGGCUCGUGGUGGUGGUGGUGGUGGUGGGGGAAGUGAUUAUCUAAGGAUUAAUGUGAAUGCUUUCGUUUGUGUAGCUUUCAUAGCAUUGAAAAACAUCUAUGGAUACGUUUAAACUUUAGUUGUAGGACAUGUAUGAAGAUAAUAAGUUAAAUAUUUUUAAGACGCUUUACUUUUGUUUUACUUAUACAUUUCUUGAUCUAAAAAACAGAAAUGCAAGAUAAUUGAGGGUCUUAUGAAACUGAUUUUUGCAGAUGAACGGACCUUAUGACAUUUACAUGCAUUACAUGACUUACUGUUACUCUAAAUAUCUUGUUGAUGCUUUGAUAAUCUUUGCUACAUUUAUCUCCUCCAAUUUGAAAACAUUUUCAAUUUUUCAACUAAGAAUAAAGAAUUUUAUAGAUU